Molecule: messenger RNA, 1364 nt
Organism: Leptidea sinapis
Lineage: Eukaryota; Metazoa; Arthropoda; Insecta; Lepidoptera; Pieridae
Product: mitochondrial tRNA-specific 2-thiouridylase 1
Exons: 5
Coding region: 142-1260 (372 amino acids)
Biological process (GO): tRNA wobble position uridine thiolation
Cellular component (GO): mitochondrion
Molecular function (GO): sulfurtransferase activity
Source: RefSeq, a predicted model, not a curated record
UUAAAUUUUAUGCAAUUAUUUUCACGUAUUUUGUAAUAAAUACCUGUCGAUGUACUGUGUACAUAUUGCAUAUUACUUAAUGAAAUUUAUAAUUGUUAUACAAUUACCUAUCUAGUGAUACCUAUUGCAUUUUAUCUCAUCAUGUUUAAAAAAAUAGCAGUGGGAUUGUCCGGUGGUGUAGAUAGUGCCGUUGCAGCAUAUCUUUUGAAGAAAUCUGCAUUUCAAGUUGAGGGUGUUUUUAUGAGAAACUGGGAUAGCACCUAUGAAGGUGGUGUAUGUUCGGACGAAAAAGACUAUGAAGAUGCUUCAUUUGUUUGCCGUAAGCUUGAUAUUCCACUGCAUAGAGUUCAUUUUAUCAAGCAGUAUUGGAAUGAUGUAUUUACAGUUCUAAUACAUGAAUAUGAAGCAGGCUUAACACCUAACCCAGAUAUAUUAUGCAACAGAUUUAUUAAAUUUGACAGUUUUUUCGAACAUUGCAGGAAUAACUUAGAAGUUGAUGCUAUUGCAACUGGCCACUAUGCCAACACUUCUUUUGGACCUUAUUUGGAGCAUUAUAAAGAAACUGAAAAAGUUAAAUUACUCCAGCCCACAGAUAAACAUAAAGACCAAACAUUUUUCUUAAGUCAAGUUAAACAAUUUUCAUUAAGAAAGUGUAUGUUUCCGUUAGCUUAUUUAUUAAAAACUGAAGUAAGGGAAAUAGCAAGAAAGGAAGGUCUAAUAAAUGUUGCAAAUAAGAAAGACAGUACUGGUAUCUGCUUUAUUGGUAAAAAUAAAUUUAAAUUUUUUAUAGAUGAGUUUAUAACAGAAAAGCAAGGAGAUUUCAUUGAUAUUGAUACUGGACAAAAAGUUGGAAACCAUACAGGCAUACACAAGUGGACUGUUGGACAGAGAUGUUGCCUUAAUAGUUAUAAAGAUGCUUACUUUGUAUUUAAAAAAGACUUAGAAUCAAAUAAUAUUUAUGUGGUUCCUGGUACAAAGCAUACAGCAUUAUGGAAUAAUAUAUGCUUUACGGAUAUACCACAUUGGAUUUCUAAACAGCCAUGUGAGCUUAGAUCUAACAGUGUACUACAUUGCCAUUUUAGGUUUCAACAUACUAAACCCUUAGUGCCAUGUAGAGUUGUCAAAAACCAUGACGGUCUUACUAUUCUUCUAAAUAAUAAAUUAAGAGCAUUAACGGAGGGUCAGUUUGCAGUUUUAUACAAAGAUGAGGAAUGUCUUGGAGGUGCAAAAAUAAAAAGUGUUUUUAAAAAUUUAAUAUAAAUUGGUAAUCCAAGCUAAACCCCUUAUUGAAAAUUUGUUACUUAUUUUUUAAUGCAAUAAAAUUUACAAUACUGUGUUAAAUAAUUAUUAAUUAUAAUAAAGUC